This is a messenger RNA of Ramularia collo-cygni, 834 nucleotides long. RefSeq lists its product as uncharacterized. NCBI's taxonomy places the organism in Eukaryota, Fungi, Ascomycota, Dothideomycetes, Mycosphaerellales, Mycosphaerellaceae. The coding region runs from base 1 to 834 and encodes 277 amino acids. Gene Ontology annotation, molecular function: protein binding. The transcript has 2 exons. The record is from RefSeq and is a predicted model, not a curated record.
AUGAGCUCWUUCAUUCGCUCUGUUUUCCUUCUUGCUCUCGCUGGAACUAUACAGGCAGCGCCUGCCCGUCGAGCAACGGAGAACCACCUCGUCCGUGACUUGAGGACUCUUACAAAGUUUGGACAAAAGGUCACCUUGGACCCCAACGGUACCACUGCUUCCUGGACCGGUACCGAUGUCUGCAAAUUCAGCGGCGUCUACUGUGCGGAAUCCCCUGCUGGAUACGAAGCGGUAGCUUCGAUCGAUAUCAAUGGAGCUCAACUUGGACAAAACCUCGUUCUAGACGGAGUGCUCGACAAGCUCACCGAUCUCGCUCUGUUCCAUGCCAAUUCUAAUGGAUUUGUGGGAACCAUUCCAGAUCUCUCCAAAUUGGAGUACCUCUACGAGAUCGAUUUGAGCAACAACCAGCUCAGCGGUACUUUUCCCACCACGGUCCUUGACCGUCCUCUCGCCUUCCUUGAUCUUCGUUACAACGCUUUCUCGGGCGAGGUUCCAACUCAAGUCUUCCAGCCAAGCUCUUACCAGGGAUACUCUGUGGAGGUCAUUUUCCUAAACAAUAACAAGUUCUCGGGAGCCCUGCCUGAAUUUGGUGCUAUCAACUCCACUUACAUCUCGCUGGCCAACAACCAAUUCACUGGUCCUAUCCCAGCUAGCAUUGCCAAUGUCGUCGGCCUGAAGGAACUUCUCUUGCUCGGGAAUCAGCUUACAGGUACCGUCCCAGAGGCGCUCUGUGAGCUUCAUCUGGAUGUGCUCGAUGUCUCUGGCAACAACCUGGAUGCUACCCUUGGACCCAAGUGCCAGGCACUCAAAGCUGCUGGAGUUCUUGUAAUCUAA